This is a messenger RNA of Patella vulgata (common limpet), 1887 nucleotides long. Its product is annotated as pappalysin-1-like. The transcript has 9 exons. Gene Ontology annotation, molecular function: DNA binding. The record is from RefSeq and is a predicted model, not a curated record. Bases 1 to 1773 code for a protein of 590 amino acids. Lineage: Eukaryota; Metazoa; Mollusca; Gastropoda; Patellidae.
AUGGUAGACUCGUGUUCAAGUUAUGGUAUUGCUAAAGGCUGCACGUGGAUCCACGUAGUCGUUUCCUUUAAUGGAAGUGAAAUGACACUUUAUGUAAAUAAUGCCAAAGUUGCAGUUAGUCAUAAGCAAAUUGGUCCUAUAUUUCCUUUAGUUAAACAAUCAUGUAAAGCGUUACGACUCGGGGGCGUUGCUGGUACACGACAUACUGUCUGUGAUGACCCAAAAGUCGUUAUCAGUUAUGCCAAUAGCUGGCAAUUAAGGACCAAAAAACAGCUUCGAUACAGGAUAGUCAAUCUGAUGAAUGAUGACGGUUCCCACCCAACAGUUAAGAAUGAACAAAUCCAACGACAACACGAAGCUUUAAACAAUGCAUUUAGAUCAUACAAUAUAAGUUUUCAGUUAGACGUGACAUCCAUUAAAAAUACCUCGCUUAACCAAAAAUUAAUCAUGUUCGGAUGUGAUCCUUUAGACAUUGGAAACGGACAGUGUAAUCCCGAGUGUCAAAACACAAGAACUGGCAAUGAUGGCGGAGACUGUGAUCCCGUGGAUGUGGCGUGUGAUUUGGGGAAAGUUGGAAAUAGCCGAUGUGAUUACGAAUGCAAUCGCCAUAAUCAUCAGUGGGAUGGGGGUGAUUGUUGUAUUCCAGGAAAGAAUAGUACCCAUUAUACAUGCUAUGACCCCUUUUCGUCGUUGAGGGGGUAUAUGAGCAUAAUAGAACUCAAGGAAAUACUUCAGUUUGACAGUACCUCACACUUAAAUAUAUUUUUCGUUGCCUGGACCACAGAUAAAUUAAUUGGUGUUGCCACGUUUCCAUGGGAUAAACACGUUUUCACAAUACAAGGUGGAACGGUUGUACAACCAGAAACAUUUGGCAUUCCUGGCCAGAUGGACAGUCUUGUCCACGAGAUCGGACACAAUCUCGGUUUAUGGCAUGUCCACCAUGGUGUAUCUGAGGUGAAAUGUGGCGAUCCUUGUGAAGAAACUAGUCCAUCAAUGGUGCAUGGAGAUAUGUGUGCCGACACAUUACCUACUCCAAAAAACCAAACUGAAGGUGAACUUUGUUUUGGAUGUGGUGGAGUAAUACAUGAUCGUUACCUUUUGAAAGUAAAUGGUUGUUCAUUUCACGUGGAAUGUUUACGGUGCAGUGUUUGUGAAUGUGUACUGGAACGUCAAUCAUCGUGUUUCAUUAAAGGAGAUAAUAUUUAUUGUCGUGUAGAUUACACAAGAGAAUAUGGCGCCAAGUGUUCCAAAUGCCAGAGACAUAUCCAGCCUAAUGAUUGGGUAAGAAGAGCACGUGAUAAUGUCUACCAUCUCGCUUGUUUUGCUUGUGAUAGUUGUAAAAGACAGUUGUCAACAGGGGAAGAAUUCGCUCUACAAGACAACAGAGUUCUGUGUAAAACUCAUUAUAUUGAAGUUCUAGAAGGCGGACCACAUACAGAUGCUGAUACAAUCCAAAAGCAGAAAGCAAAACGAGUUCGAACUACAUUUUCUGAAGAACAAGUACAAGUACUCCAAGCUAAUUUUAAUAUUGAUAGUAACCCGGAUGGACAGGAUCUUGAGCGUAUUGCUCAAAUAACCGGACUCAGCAAACGUGUCACACAAGUCUGGUUUCAAAAUUCCCGUGCUCGCCAAAAGAAAUACCAGCAACAACAACAGAAGGGUGGUCAUUCUUCCAGUCCUAAAUCUCUUAACAGUUCCAUAAUGGCUGAAAGUCUGAGCCCGGAAUGGUCAAGUGGUGAUGAUUGUAACUCAACGAGUAUGAUGUUCGAAUAAAUAAAACUCCUAUAUAAAGACUAGAAGUGACGUGCCAACAUUUGAAGGAAUGAUAAUAAUAGUGCAUAAAAAGAAUUGUGAUAUUAAAGGAUCUGUUUGUUGUGAAAUUCAAUU